Molecule: messenger RNA, 423 nt
Organism: Rodentolepis nana
Lineage: Eukaryota; Metazoa; Platyhelminthes; Cestoda; Cyclophyllidea; Hymenolepididae
Source: the annotation of a GenBank genome assembly
AUGUCUUUUCAGCUUUCGAUACGGAGUUGUUGGCAAAUAGGCUCUGGAAUUGGCCCAUCAGACGAGAACAAAUUGAGUAUGGCAACUGUGUUUGAUGAAAUUGAACGCUCAUCGAAAGAGCCCUCUUCGCGUUAUUCCAUAUCAAAUCAAUUAGAUUGUACAGUUUCCACAGCACCAACCUGCUCCUCUAGUGCUCCACUCAAAUCCACACUAGCAGUACCGCAGGAUACAUUCUCCUGUUCUCCUAACUUUUCAAACUCCCAUCACCGAUCAUCCAGAUUUACUCCUCACGGAAAUUGUAUGACACCCGAGAAUCCACUUUCGAUCAAUACUUCCUCACCUCCCCUCCAUGCUUUCAAACAAUUUCAGUCCAAUGAUACUAGCUCAAACUCUGUCCAUUCGAGUAAGUCAUAUCAAUUUUAA